GCAAAUAAACUGUUGCAGAAUAAUUUAUCUUCGAUUGCUUAAAACCCUAGCAGCAGCAGCAGCAGCCUCUGCAGUUCCGGCAUCUCGCAGCGGCGGAGACAUGGCAGUCGGGAAGAACAAGCGAAUCUCAAAGGGUAAGAAGGGAGGUAAAAAGAAGACCGUGGAUCCCUUUUCCAAGAAGGAUUGGUACGAUAUCAAAGCCCCAUCAAUUUUCACUGUGAGGAAUAUUGGGAAAACUCUUGUGUCGAGGACGCAGGGAACCAAGAUAGCCUCCGAAGGUCUCAAGCACAGAGUAUUUGAGAUCUCUCUGGCAGACCUUCAGAAUGAUGAAGAUCAAGCUUACAGAAAGAUUAGGCUUCGUGCAGAAGAUGUGCAAGGCAAGAAUGUCCUCACAAACUUCUGGGGCAUGGAUUUUACUACUGAUAAACUCAGGUCCCUAGUUCGCAAGUGGCAAACUCUCAUUGAGGCACAAGUAGAUGUGAAGACCACCGACAACUACACCAUGAGGCUAUUUUGUAUCGCAUUCACAAAAAGACGCCCUAAUCAGGUCAAGCGCACUUGUUAUGCUCAGUCCAGUCAGAUCAGACAGAUUCGUCGAAAAAUGAGAGAGAUAAUGAUAAACCAAGCAUCGUCCUGUGAUCUAAAGGAACUGGUGCAAAAAUUCAUUCCCGAGGUGAUUGGCAAGGAGAUUGAAAAGGCGACGACAAGUAUUUACCCGCUUCAGAAUGUGUUUAUUCGAAAAGUUAAGAUUUUGAAGGCUCCAAAAUUUGAUCUUGGGAAGCUCAUGGAGGUGCAUGGUGAUUACAAGGAAGAUUUGGGUGUCAAGCUUGAUAGGCCUGUAGAGGAUGUUUCUAUGGAAGGUGAAGCUGAGGUUGUUGGAGCUUAAUUUAAUUAUAUAUAAUUUUUAAAAUUAUGAAAAUAAAAUAUUUGUUUGAUUGCAAAUGAUAUUCCAACGUUAUGUGCUGAACUAAAAUGCAGUUUUGUUUUCCCCCAACCUUUUUUUUAUAUGUUUAUAUUGUCUGAUGCUUGCAUUUCUGAUUAUAAUUUUAUUGGUUAAUUGGCAGACA
Molecule: messenger RNA, 1067 nt
Organism: Phalaenopsis equestris
Lineage: Eukaryota; Viridiplantae; Streptophyta; Magnoliopsida; Asparagales; Orchidaceae
Product: 40S ribosomal protein S3a-2-like
Exons: 7
Coding region: 101-886 (261 amino acids)
Biological process (GO): translation
Cellular component (GO): ribosome; cytosol
Molecular function (GO): structural constituent of ribosome
Source: RefSeq, a predicted model, not a curated record